Dentiscutata heterogama is the source of this 832-nucleotide messenger RNA. NCBI's taxonomy places the organism in Eukaryota, Fungi, Glomeromycota, Glomeromycetes, Diversisporales, Gigasporaceae. The record is from the annotation of a GenBank genome assembly.
AUGGCCAACUAUUUACCAACAGAUUGUCUUGAAAAAAUUUUAAUAUAUUUUUAUGAAGAUGUUAAAACUCUGCAUUCAUGCACUCUAGUUAACACUCAGUGGUGUGAAAGCGCAGUGGUAAUAUUAUGGAGUCAACCAUUUCGGCUUUUACAUGCAUUUAGAGAUAAAAAAACUUGUUUACCAUGGACAGAAAGAGCAGCAAGUCUUCUUAAAAUAUAUAUGUCAUGCCUUCAAGAUCAAGAAACAUGUAACCGUCAACCUCAUAAAUUACCUAUUUUUAAUUACAUUCAAUUCUUAAAAUGCUUAGAUAUUAGUGAAUUUUCAGAAGCAGUAUUGGGAUAUUUGCAAACAGGACAAGGUAAAUUCAUACAUCAACCAACCUUCUCUCAUACCAAACAUUCUUUCAACAUGAGCGUUUUUGGACAAACCGUAGUAAAACCCCAACGUGUGGGGUGUAAAAAGAUCAUGGCCUCCGCCUCAAUAAAUGGAUGUGACACCAUUACCGCAUAUUUGCUCAACACAGAUAUUCUUGGAAAACUUUUAAUGAAUCGUUCCGUAAUUAUUAAGAGUUUGUAUGUUACUAAUCAAAGAUCGUGCGCAAUAGAACCUCAUUUAUGGUUACAUACACUCUUUCCAAAUACCAAUCAUCGUUUAUCACAACUAUCUAGUUUGAUCUGCACAACACCAUGCCACGCACAAUUAUUUCAUACACUUUCUAGAUUUGCAGUCCAUUUACAAACUAUAAAAAUUUGGAUGGACAUUCCACCCGCAAAAAUUAAUCAAAAAAAUUUGUUGAAACACGGAAUUGAAAGUCUUAAUGCACAAGUUGAAG